Alternaria hordeiaustralica is the source of this 2535-nucleotide messenger RNA. RefSeq lists its product as uncharacterized. The transcript has 4 exons. Gene Ontology annotation, molecular function: protein binding. The coding region runs from base 1 to 2535 and encodes 844 amino acids. The record is from RefSeq and is a predicted model, not a curated record. Lineage: Eukaryota; Fungi; Ascomycota; Dothideomycetes; Pleosporales; Pleosporaceae.
AUGGCGGCGGCUGCGCACAUCGAAGGUAACACCGCAGAGGCCAACUCGACGCAAAUCAUCCUUGUGUCACAACCGACGAAAAAUCCAGUCAAGCAGACGCAGGCAUUCUUGUUGAGGAGCCUCAUAAAACAGGCUGUGUGGCUUCUGAGUGGCCCAGAAGAGGAGGAUGUGCCUAAGGAGAUCGAAAAGACUUACCUCACACAAGAUGAUGAGCCCAUGGACACAGGGAAGUGCCAAGAAGUACUCCCAAUACUCCUCCAACAGCUCGCCCAAACUUACGAAAAGACCUUCAUCGUUGUGGACGGUCUCGAUGAGUAUGUGCAUAGCAAAGGAGAUGAGAACUUUCUCCACGAUACCAUAGAGAUCUUUGAUACUCUCAGGCUUGCACUUGAGAGCGUCAACACCUGUCGCAUGUUCGUCACAUCACGUCCGAAUAGCUUGGCUCUCUAUAACGGAGCCGAGGCUAUACAUUUGAAGUACGAACUCAUACCAACCGCGAAGGAUAUCGAACUGUAUGUGGGAAAUUCGCUACGGGAAGACGACUUCGCAUUGUCAACGCUGCUAAAAAACGACAAACCUUUGCGAGUUCACGUUGUCAAAGAAAUCGUAGAGAGGGCACAAGGACAGUUCCUGCUUCCGUUUUGGCAUCUACAGGAAAUCCGGCGAUACGCUACCAAAGAGGAACUUGAGGAAGCUCUAGAGAAUCUGCCGAACAGUGUCGUAGAAGUGUAUAAAACAGCCGUAGAACGAAUAAUCAACAUCACGAAAUCCAAGACCUGGAAACCUAACUCAAAAGUCAUACCACUGACUGGAAUGGACAUCUUGGGUACUGUUCUUCACGCUAAACGCCGUUUGACGCUCCGUGAACUUCAAUAUGCGCUCGCUUUUCGCUUGGGCGAUGCUUCCCUGGAAUCACUUGGUCCUAGAAUAGCACAUGGGGAUGAUCUGAGAAAGCGCACACAAGGACUUGUGGUCAUCCGGGAUGAUGAGGUUCAGCUAGCACACCAAACAGUUCACCAGUAUCUUUAUCACGAGGACGUCUACGCGAAACGAUUUCAGGGAAAAGAGAAGCAUCUCACCGAGAUCUGCUUGCACUACAUUCAGCUGCCGAGCUUCCAGGACACUUGCGAUUCUGAAGCUCAACGAGAGAGCAACUAUCCCUUCCUUCAUUAUGCAGUGCGGCAUGUUGGGGACCAUGCUGCAGCAUGUGUUGGAAGAGACAAAGAUGCAAGUAUCCUGCCGCAAUUACUGGAGCUGUUAAGCAAGAAAGACCAAUUACCUCUCGGUACCCUUCAACUCGUUGCGGCGAAGGUGUUGCAAAGGCCGGUCUCAGUACGCAUCGAUGGCUGGCGGAAAGCUAUCUCGAAUCUUCAUCUGGCAGUCAUUUGGCACAUGAACAUGGCAGUUGAAAGUCUUCUGGAUGCCGAUCCAUCCCACAUUGAUCUGAGAUCGGUGAAGGAAAAGAACGAAACGCCUCUUCAUGUUGCCGCCAGAUCUGCUAAUGUAGUGGCUGUCAAAAUGCUCUUGGAAAGGGGUGCGGAUGUGAAUGCUACUAAUUACAGCGGAAAGACUGCCUUGGACAUGAUCUUGCUCAGGCCGUACAUGAAGGUUCAGAUCAAGUUGGACAAAAGAUCUGCUUUCGGAAACAUCCUCGUGACACUGUUGAUGUUGCGCAUCAAAUCAAACGAUCGUAACAACGAACCGCCCCCACAGAGCAGAAUCGACAGAGUGGCAUUCGAACACGCCCGAAGAUCCGAGGAGAGAUUCCUGGAGGAACUAUUACAGAACAGUGACUCAGAGGAAAGCAAACUCAACAGGCAAAGAUCCUCGGCCUUGGUCCUCAGCAAUGCAGUAGAAAUGGACAUCACGAAAGAAGAGGAGGAGAUUGCCUUGAUGCUCAUCGAGAAGGGUAUCGAUGUGAAUGGUAUGGAACAUGCGUCAGAAACCCCCCUGCAGCUCGCCGUGAUAUACGGAAGACUUAAAAUCGUGGAAGAGCUACUUCAGAGAGGUGCCAAUCCUUUCAUAGACAGAACAAUAGGUUGGACAGCAGUGGAGCUUGCUGAGCAGCUUGGUAACACUAACCUGUCUCGGAUGAUCAAGGAGAAAGAGAGUGAGCUUAUACGAGUCGAAAACGCUCAGGCCAGUUUUGAAGCUAAGUUGGAGUCUCUCACUACUAGGGCUCGCGAUCACUCAGAUGCUCGGACGAUGAGCGAGCUCACCGAUGCCGAAACCCCCAUGUCAGCUGGUGAUGGGUUCAAUGAGCUGACGAAGUCCACUUAUCGUCUUCGGGUGGAGCCUUCGUCUUCUGGUUCUUCUGCAGCAUCUGCAUCACCUUCUGAUGAAGCCGACUCACCAGUCCGGAAUGCACAUCAGGAUCAUUUUCCCAAUAUAGGAGGAUUCGGAACACCGCUGCCUGCACCCGAUACACCUCUAGUCGGGGGAGAACUAGAAAAAGCCCUAUCAACAGGUCCCGAAGAUGUCAUCUCGGAGCUAGCGAGUCGAUUGAAAGCCUGGGAAAUAAGUAUGACAGAAUAG